This is a messenger RNA of Rosa rugosa (rugosa rose), 2893 nucleotides long. Its product is annotated as glutamate receptor 2.7-like. Lineage: Eukaryota; Viridiplantae; Streptophyta; Magnoliopsida; Rosales; Rosaceae. The transcript has 5 exons. Gene Ontology annotation, cellular component: plasma membrane. Gene Ontology annotation, molecular function: signaling receptor activity; ligand-gated monoatomic ion channel activity. The record is from RefSeq and is a predicted model, not a curated record. Bases 260 to 2893 code for a protein of 877 amino acids.
UGUUCGUCUUGUCUCUAAGUACCAAUUUUUUUCCACAAUAGACCAAGUCACGUUGAUAUGAUCUCCCUACUAUAGUCUUGAUGACUUCUGCAACCAUAUUAGCAAUUUCAAUCUUUUCUGGAAGACCAUUUCAAGCAUAAAAUUCCGCACUGUUAUUCCUGAGAUCAUUAUUUUGUUUCUCAACACUACAGUAAUCAUAUAUAUAUGCUAGUUGUGUUGGAAAUAUUCUGUAUCUGUGCUACGCAAUCAAAAUCCAGUCAUGUCUUAUUCUACAGCUAAAACAGUCCAAAGACUUGCGAUCUUGUUUCCUCUGCUCAUCAUCUACUUGCUAUUCAAUCUCUCCUACGCAGUUGAAGCUGAAGAUGAGAAAAAAAUCACUAACAUUGGAGCAAUCAUUGAUGUUAAUUCCCGUAUCGGGAAAGAACAGAAAGCUGCUAUGGAAAUUGCAGCUGAAAACUUCAACAACCAGUCAGACACUCAUGAGCUAAUCCUUCAUUUUCGAGAUUCUGGCCGCGACCCUUUUCUUGCUGCUUAUGCUGCUAAACAUUUGAUAAGGGAACAAAAGGUACAAGUGGUAAUUGGCAUGGAAACUUGGCAGGAAGCAGUUACAGUAGCUGAUGUGGUCAAAAACCUAUCUGAUCAAAUUCCGGUCAUUUCCUUUGCAGCACCCACCAUAUCCCCGCCACUAAUACAACGGCGUUGGCCUUCCUUGAUACGAAUGGCUACCGAUGGUGCUGCUCAGAUGAAAUGCAUUGGAGAUAUAGUUAAUGCAUACAACUGGAAAAGGGUUGUUGUAAUAUAUGAAGAUGAUGGUUAUGGUGGUGGUGUGGGGAGGCUAGCUCUUUUAUCUGAGACUCUAAGAAAUGUUGGUUCUACAAUUGAGCUUCGUAUAGUUCUCCCACGACUUUCUGAGCCUGAUACAAAUUGGGAUGAAAUAAAGAAGCAGCUGUUGGAGCUUUCCAAUGUAAACUCUCGGGCAUUUAUAGUUCUUCAGUCAUCUUUACCAACAGUAACUGGUCUAUUCAAAGUGGCUAGGAAGAUGGGAUUUGUAGGAAAUGAUUCAGCUUGGAUAAUCACAGAGAGUAUUGCUAGUUUGCUUGACCCUCAUGGCAACUACGAUAUGGAAGGAACUCUGGGAAUCAAGACCUACUACGCCAAUGAGUCUAGUUCUUAUGCUGAAUUCCAGAAGGAAUUCCAAGCUAAGUAUGCAGAAGAAAAUAACUCCAAGCCAGGAAUUUAUGCUCUUCGAGCAUAUGAUACUAUUAAUGCCAUUUCACAGGCCAUAGAAGGAAUCCCUAAUAACACCACUAGUACUAGCCUUCAGGGUAUGAUAACUAGAUCGUUGAGCAAUUACAACGGUUUAAGUGGGAAAAUGCAACUAAAAGGAGGUGAGGUACCGCUGGAUUCUCCGAGAUUCAGGAUCAUAAAUAUUGUGGGUGGGAAUACAGAUAACGAAUUAAACUUUUGGACACCAGGGUUUGGAUUUUCAGAAGACACAUACAGAAGAAGUGAUGAUGUUGGCAAUGUAACUUGGCCCGGGAAGCUAAGACUACCUGCCUCCAAAGGCUGGGCAAUGCCCACUGAUGAGAAGCCAAUGAAAAUUUUGCUCCCAACUUACCACACAAACUUUGUAAGGCGUAUCUCCGGGGAGAACUCAAAUGAGAUGGGAAAAAGGGGUUUAUGCUCAGGAAAGAAGCCCGGAGAGAACUCAAAUGAGAUGGGAACAGAGGGUACAUGCUCAUAUCUUCCUUUCUAUGAUGGUUUGAGUAUUGAUCUUUUCUGCUGCGUGCUAGAAAAUUUGGGUUAUCGCUUGCCACAUGAAGUACAUGAAUUUAACGACAACAAUGGCACUUACAAUGAUAUGAUAAAACUAGUGUAUAACAAGACUUAUGAUGCUGUGAUUGGCGAUAUGACUGUACUUGCAUCGCGAAUUGACAAAGUGGAUUUCACUCAACCAUAUCUGGAGUCUGGUUUGUCAUUGAUAGUACCAGAUGAAUCUAAUGAGUCAACAUGGCUGUUUAUGAAACCUUUCACAUGGCAGAUGUGGGUGGCUAGUUGUGCCAUCUUAAUCUACACUAUGUUAAUAAUAUGGUUCCUGGAGGGUCCUUCCAGUCCAGAAUUUGAUGGUCCAUUGAUGAAUCAGAUCGCCACAGCAACUUGGUUCUCCUUCUCAUCUCUGUUCUUUGCUCACAGAGAGAAAAUCUAUAGCAAUUUGACACGAGUAGUUUUCAUAGUGUGGCUGUUUGUUGUAUUCAUCCUAAACUCAAGCUACACUGCUAAUCUGUCUUCGAUGCUUACAAUUCAACGACUGAGCCCGAAUGUAACAGACAUUGAAAUGUUAAGGACAACCAACUCAUUAGUUGGUUGUGAUAACGAUUCAUUUGUAAGGGAUUACCUGGAGAAUGUUCUUCAAUUAAAAAACAUCGAGACAGUAGAGAGCAACUUAACACCCAAUACCUUCAGCAACAACACGAGAUUCAGCAACAACACGAGAUUAUCUGCUGUAUUUCUUGAACUCCCAUAUGCAGAAGUUUUCAUGAACAAUUACACUGAGGGAUUUAGCAACACCAAAGCCACCUACAGUUUUGGAGGCUUUAGCUUUGCAUUUCAGAAAGGUUCUCCAAUAGCGAGGAAUUUCUCUAAGGUCAUCCUAGAUCUAUUGGAGAAUGGAACAAUGAGAGAACUUCAAGAUCACUGGUUGAAUCCGAGCAAAUGUCCAACCAAUACAACUUCCGAUAUGCCAGAAAGCUUGACCAUCGAGAGCUUUUGGGGCAUCUUUGUAAUAUCCGGUGCGACUUCCACCCUCUGUCUUCUAUCUUCUGCCAUCUUGAAAAAGUUUGGACACCAAGAAGCAUCCGGAACACGCCCUGAAGAUUCCGUACAAGUGCUCUAA